GUAGUUUUCGUUCCCAACUACAAUGUAUCAGUGGCGGAGAUCCUUAUUCCAGGAAGUGAGUUAUCGCAGCAUAUUAGCACAGCAGGCAUGGAGGCAAGUGGCACAAGCAACAUGAAAUUUGCACUCAAUGGAUGCCUUAUUAUAGGAACAUUGGAUGGUGCUAAUGUGGAAAUCAGGGAGGAAAUUGGGGAGGAGAAUUUUUUUCUCUUUGGUGCAACAGCAGAUGAAGUCCCUCACUUGCGCAAAGAAAGAGAGAAUGGACUGUUUAUGCCUGACCCUAGGUUUGAAGAGGCGAAACAGUUUAUAAGAUCUGGAGCGUUUGGAAACUACGAUUAUAACCCACUCCUCGAGUCUCUGGAGGGGAACUCAGGUUAUGGUCGUGGUGAUUAUUUUCUUGUUGGUCAUGACUUUCCUACCUACAUGGAUGCUCAGGCAAGAGUGGAUGAAGCUUACAAGGACAGGAAAAGAUGGAUUAAAAUGUCUAUCUUAAGCACUUCUGGGAGUGGCAAAUUCAGUAGUGACCGGACAAUAUCCCAGUAUGCAAAGGAAAUCUGGAACAUAGAGGAGUGCUGCGUACCACAAUUACGAUACCCUACUGUUACGCCUCUCUUGAGGUGCUUGAGGAGGAGGAAUUCCCAUAGCCUUUCUCCUAGACCAAGUAGAACCUCAAGGAGGAGCGUCUCUCGUAGCUCUUCAUGUAAGCGUGGAUGUUCUCGGGAGGUGGAUCUACGGCUCGGUGAUGGAGUACCGCAUGCACAACUGGGGGUAGCGCUUGGUGUACUGCAUCACAAGCACGACGCAUUCCGCCGCACCACCCCCAUUUCCCUCCCCGAAUCCAUCCCUCUGCUUGGUUCUAGCCUUGUCCAGAUCUCCACCUCUUUGAGUUUUCGCCCCCUUGAGUUGCGCCCUGCCACUAGCUUCCUCCCAGACAAAAAGCGAGAUCGCUUAGCAUGA
Messenger RNA from Ilex paraguariensis (yerba mate), 954 nucleotides. NCBI's taxonomy places the organism in Eukaryota, Viridiplantae, Streptophyta, Magnoliopsida, Aquifoliales, Aquifoliaceae. The record is from the annotation of a GenBank genome assembly.